UGCCGUGACCGCUGAACUUCUGGUAGAGGCUAGUGAGACCAGCAAGCAGCAGGCGAGGGGCUGAUGGCCGCUGAAGGCGAAUCGCUGGCGGCGCCGCUGCUCGAGCGGAGCGCCGGGCGGCGGGACCAGUUCGUGGAGGUGCGGCUGUACCGGCGGGGCGCCGGGCCGGUCGCCAUCUUCCGGUCGGACCUGUCGGGCCCUCGCCGCGGCCGCCUCGACGUGCGCCGCAUCCAGGCCAACCACGGCCUCCGGGCUCUCUACGCCUUCAAGCCCGAGGGCUCCCGUCGCGGCUUCCGGAUCAGGUGCGACCCGGCCGCCGGCUACUCCGCGCUGCCCUUCCGCGACGGCGCCGCCAUCGCCCUCGACGGCGAGCCCAAGGAGUCGUGGACGAAGCCGGUGUCGCUGAUCGUCGCCGGCCUGCUGGUGCCCGCGCUGAUGGCGGCGGUGGCGAUCAACGGGGUGCCGGAGCCGCUGCGGUCGUCGAGGGUGAUCAACGGGAUCUUUCCGCCGUGGAUCCUCGUCAGCGCGGUCAUAAUCUUCGCUCGCGCCAGGACGCGGCCAAGGGCUCCGUGAGUUCGGCAGCGGAGCUUACAGGCCUUACAGGAAUGGCUCUCCCCCAAGUAAAAGACGCAUCAGUUUCUCCAAUUCUCCCCAUUUGUCACAUAAAAUCCUUGCCUAGAAGCUAGAAUGUAAGAACUAACUGUAAUGUAAUGUCGACAAAAUGGACUAUAUGCCCACCGGAUUUUGUUUGAUGAAAUGUUAUCUGAAUGUCGAAAUGCCAUGGAUCAUGGAUUCACA
Molecule: messenger RNA, 798 nt
Organism: Panicum virgatum (switchgrass)
Lineage: Eukaryota; Viridiplantae; Streptophyta; Magnoliopsida; Poales; Poaceae
Exons: 2
Coding region: 64-573 (169 amino acids)
Source: RefSeq, a predicted model, not a curated record